AUGGUCAGGACCAGGUCGAGGGCUACUAGCCCUGGCCGUCAGGGAAGCAGAGGCGCUUCAAGUGAUCCCCAGCGUGAUCGCCAAUCUGCACCAGUCAUGCAGACGUCAUCCGUUCAGAAUAUGCAAUCCAUGGCGGCUGCAAUGGCGGAAUUGACUCGCCAAAACCAGGAGUUAAGGAUGGAGAUCAGUCAGAGAAGACAGACACGUGAGGAACACGCAGGACAGACACAAGGCCAUGGUGACAAAGAGAAUACUGAGGUUGGAAGCCAGUUUAGAGGCACCACUUCACGGGUAGUGCCACACUUGAAAGAGGAGAUGGACCAAAUGAAGAAAGUCAUGGAGGAGAUGAAGGAGAACAUGAGGAGAACUAAUCCUAUAGAGGAUUUGGUCCACAGAACAGAUUCUCCUUUUACGGCUUCCAUCAAUGGCCACCCCUUACCAUCAAAGUUCAAACUGCCUUCCCUGGACUCGUAUGAUGGGACGCGUGACCCCUUUGAUCACAUUGCAACAUUCAAGACGACAAUGCACCUCCAAGGGGUCCCUGAUGAAAUCAUGUGUCGAGCCUUCCCUACUACCCUUAAAGGCCCGGCACGAGUUUGGUUCAGUAAAAUCCCCCCAAGUUCCGUAAGUUCUUUCGAAGAGUUAAGCAAAUUGUUUGUUAACAAUUUCAUCGGGGGACAGAGGCACAAGCGCUCUUCGUCCAGCUUACUGACCAUAGAACAAGGGGAGAACGAAAGCCUGCGGUCAUUCAUCACUCGCUUCAACAGAGAAGCCCUUAGUGUGGACGAGGUGGACGACAAGCUUCUACUAGCAGCCUUCCACAACGGGAUUAAUUCGGAUUUAUUUAUCCACAAGCUAUACGAGAAGGAGCCUCAAACCAUGGCCGAGCUCGUGCUCAUGCAAAUCAAAGACGAUCCUUCUUUAAAAUGGCCAGAGAAGAUGAAAGGGGAUCCCAACAAGCGCAAUAAGAACAAAUAUUGUCGCUUUCACAGGGACCAUGGGCAUGACACGGAUGAAUGUUAUGACCUAAAACAGCAAAUUGAGAACCUCAUCAGGCAAGGAAAGUUGAAGCACUUCGUUGGAAGGGAUCGUACAGAUGAGAAGCUGAAAGGCAAAAUGGAGGAAUCAUCCCGGCCCCCACUUGGAGAGAUAAGGAUUAUCGUUGGAGGGAACCCGAUGGGGCAAUCUUUCAAGUCGAAGAAGACGUAUCUCAAAGCGGUACAAAAUGUCCAGCUCUCUGGACGACCACCAAGGACGAGAUUAAUGGACGAGCCAACCAUUUCCUUCACCGAUGAAGAUGCUGAGAGGAUCCAUCACCCGCACGACGAUGCGAUCGUCAUUACACUGCUCAUUGCAGAUUAUACAACCAGAAGAGUAUUAGUUGACAAUGGAAGUUCAGCAGACAUAUUGUACUACCCCGCCUUCCAACAGAUGAGGCUUGGACGAGAUCAACUUCGUCCAGUAUGCUCGCCGCUGAUAGGAUUUGGAGGAAUGAAGGUGCAGCCCGUGGGUACCAUUACAUUACCAGUGGUGGUAGGGUCAUACCCGCAACAGAUAACCAAGGAAGUCAAUUUCCUCGUGGUAGACUGUACUUCUUCAUACAAUGCCAUCAUUGGAAGACCCACUCUUAAUAGUUGGAAGGCGAUAACCUCGACCUACCAUCUAUCAGUCAAAUUCCCUACUGAGUACGGGAUAGGACAAGCACAAGGAGAUUAG
Quercus lobata is the source of this 1716-nucleotide messenger RNA. RefSeq lists its product as uncharacterized. The transcript has 2 exons. Lineage: Eukaryota; Viridiplantae; Streptophyta; Magnoliopsida; Fagales; Fagaceae. The record is from RefSeq and is a predicted model, not a curated record. Bases 1 to 1716 code for a protein of 571 amino acids.